This is a messenger RNA of Aspergillus nidulans FGSC A4, 1425 nucleotides long. RefSeq lists its product as uncharacterized. The coding region runs from base 1 to 1425 and encodes 474 amino acids. The record is from RefSeq and is a predicted model, not a curated record. The transcript has 4 exons. Lineage: Eukaryota; Fungi; Ascomycota; Eurotiomycetes; Eurotiales; Aspergillaceae.
AUGAAUUUCCUCGCAAAUGACCUGGAACACACACUUGAAGAUGAUUACCGCAUGGCCCUCACAACCGCGCAUCUUGAGAAAGAAUUUUAUCAUGUUCACGCGCACACAGUACAAGUUCUUGAGACCGAACGUGCCCGAGUGCAGCGCAUGGAGCAAUUACUUCUUCGUAUUGAGAACGAAAAUUUGCAAUUGCAAUUAAACCAGGCAGGUCUGGACCUGAACCAGGCCAAAGAGGCAGAGUCCGGCAUCCGUCUUGAGCUCGACCGCGCCAUCAGGGAACUUGAUCUUCUACAACAUGUCGCCCAUGCGUCGUCCCGCGAGAUAGAUAACCUCCGUCAUGAACUUGCCUCGCUGAGCGCAAUUGCUUCUGAUACCCAGAAACUACAAGCAGAAAAAGUUCGCUUAACUAAAGAAGUAUCGAGCAUACGGUCCGAAGUCGACGAACUCAGGUCUCAAAACACUUCGGCCAACGCACUCCUUGCAGAGAAUCAAGCAAUUACCCGGCAGCUAAACGCAACCAAAAUUCAGCUGGAGAAUGAGAAACGCGCGCAUGAACGUACACUUGCCAAACAAGCUCAACAAAAAGAGGACGUCGGAGCACUGACCACGAAGCUCGAAGUAGCACGUCAGGAAUUGGAACUGGCGCGUCGCCACGGCCAUCACAAUACACGGCAGAAAAACAGCACCCCACCAGUUUCCGGCGAAAAUAGAGGUGCCGAUAAGAACGCAGUAGUCUUGAAAGACCGUCAUCUAGAAGAUACACCAGUGCAACAGCAAGAAGAGUGGGGCACUACAACAACUAUCAAGGUCCCUACUGAGCGAGCCGCUGAAUCUUACCCUCGAAAUUUUACAACUCGCUUACACCCUGAGUUGACGAUCGCUACGCCUGGGGCUGUUUGUGCGCAAACUCAGCAGAAGCCAUUUUCUACACUCCCUGGCGAUAAAUCAUCAUUCUCAAUAACCCCUUUCCUAAACCGCACAACCGAACUUGAUGAUUCGUCAAUGAGCUCGGAUGAUGAAUUAAACGAAGCUAGUAAUACUGGGAAAGAUGGACACGGCGCUAAUACGAUCACGUCUCCAAAGCAGUUGAAGUCGCCUAUCCCAAAACAGCCCAGCAAGCUGGCAAAACAGGCGCCGGCAAAGGCUGCCGUGAAAGAUGAUACAAGGAACGGGCAGAAACAGAUGAUUCCUGAUAGUCCUGAUGUGGACCGUAGCAACCAGUCUUCAUUAUCUCGGCCCGUCGGACAGAAACAGGCACCAUCUAAAAAACGCAAGCUAGGAUUACAGCGCGAUAGAAACUUGUUUGAUGAGGACGAGGAUGACAACACUUCGCAGGAAAUCAGAAAGCCGGGACGAAAGCUUGUCGGUAGAACUGUUCACCUCCGACUGCCUGUGAAUAUAGCGCAUAGCCCAAACUUCUGGUAG